Molecule: messenger RNA, 1235 nt
Organism: Diorhabda sublineata
Lineage: Eukaryota; Metazoa; Arthropoda; Insecta; Coleoptera; Chrysomelidae
Gene: Yeti
Product: craniofacial development protein 1
Exons: 3
Coding region: 296-1093 (265 amino acids)
Source: RefSeq, a predicted model, not a curated record
AUUGACAUCUGUCACAAUGGCAUUAAAUGUCACAUACCACACAUUUGUGAAGUCGUCUUAUAGAAAAUAUUGAAUAUUUCGUUGUAUAAUCGACAAUUAUAUAUAUUUUUUAAAUUUCCUAUCUAUCUAGGAAAUUAGUAAUGCAGAACAGUAUUAAAUAUCAUUCGAAUUUUAAAAUUCCUACACUUACAUAAACGAAUAUACCAGGUGCAGUAUUCUAUAAUUUAUGAAAGACCGGUAAAUUGGUAUAAACCUUGGAUACCAUUGCUAAAUAAAACCUUUAUUCGGCGCCGUCAUGAACGUGAACGAUUCAGAUUUACCAGAAGAAAGUGAUUCUAGUGACGAAGAUUAUAUCCCAAAUGAAAAAACCGAUGACUUACCGUCAGAGAUCGAUGAAGAUGACCCUAUAUCAGAGGAAGAUAAUACAAAAUGUUCUGGAAACUCUGAAAAGAAAGAAAAAAAGAGAAAAAAGAAAGUUCGGAAGAAAAAUGAGGAAGAAGUAAAAACGAUUAUUGAAACAGAAAACGAGAAAAAAUCUAAUAUUGAUGAUCUUUGGGCGGAUUUUGUAAAAGAUACUGGGUUUAAAUCAAAAUCCAGCGUGAAAACUAAUACUCCAGAUUCUUUGAAACCCAGAGAAAAUAUUAGUAAAGAAGCAACAACCUCGAAAACAUCAACAAGUGAAAUAAAACAUCCAAAUAAAGUCAAAGUUACACAAGUCUUUGAAUUUGCUGGAGAAGAAGUUAAAGUUGAAAAAGAAGUUAGUGCAGAUUCUGCUGAGGCUCGAUUAUUGGGUAACAGUAGGGACAAACAAGUACAUGGUACAAAACGGGCUACUGGACUUAGUGGUAUUAGUAAUGUUCUUAAUCAAUUGACUAAAAAACAGAAAAUUAGCACAUUAGAAAAAACAAAGUUAGAUUGGGAUAGUUAUAAAAAAGACAACAACAUCGAAGAAGAAUUACAAACAUUCAAUAAAGGAAAAGAUGGGUAUUUGGAGAGGCAAGACUUUUUGCAAAGAACAGAUGUUAGACGAUUUGAAAUUGAACGAGACAUUCGUGAGAUAGAAAGAAAUAAACGUUUUAAAACCGCUUUGUAAUUCUAUAUAAAUGUAAUUCUCUUUUGGUGAUUAUACAUAACGGCAUUUAUGUAACUUUAUACACUUAUUAUGUACUUUAUAAGUUUUAAUUUAGUAUUAAUAUUAUUCCGAUAUUAUUGAAUAAAAUUAGGGUCAUUUUAGA